Acyrthosiphon pisum (pea aphid) is the source of this 6279-nucleotide messenger RNA. RefSeq names its product calcium-activated potassium channel slo (gene slo). Gene Ontology annotation, molecular function: large conductance calcium-activated potassium channel activity. Gene Ontology annotation, cellular component: postsynaptic membrane. The coding region runs from base 917 to 4567 and encodes 1216 amino acids. Lineage: Eukaryota; Metazoa; Arthropoda; Insecta; Hemiptera; Aphididae. Gene Ontology annotation, biological process: potassium ion transmembrane transport. The transcript is spliced from 28 exons. The record is from RefSeq and is a predicted model, not a curated record.
CGGUUGUCGGUUUUCUUACGCGCGCGCGCGGCGGCGGGACGGCGCGCGAUGGCUGGCGGUGGGCGGGCGACCGGAGGCUUAUAUACAUGCAAGUUCCGGGGACAAGCAGCCGAUCCGCGGCAGUCGCUCGUUACCCAUCGACGGUGUCGCGCGCAGAAUACACCGUGUGUGCGUGCGUGUGUGUGUGCGUGUGUGUGUGCGUGUGUGUGUGGCGUGUGUGUGAUGUGUGUGUGUGUGUGCGAGUGUGUGACCGUCCGCCCGCUCGACGCCGGACACUAUUUAUGAUAAUAAUAUCGUAACUACAUCGGCACGGUAUCAUAUUUUGUACAGUACAGAGAAAAAAAAUUUUUAAAAUUUUACACACACACAAAAUAACUUUGAAACACGCGUAAUACGAUAAUAUUAUAUUAUAGUAUAGUAUUUCCCGUUACGUACACAAUGCCUGUAUAGUAUAUAUACAUAUAUUCACGGACGUGCAUGUGCACGCGCGAACUUAAGUAAUUUACAAGUCCGCCGAGGUGCUUGCUACAAAGAACAUAGCAAGAUAUUAUACGUCGACAACUGCAGCGGAAGUUUUUGUUUCGUCGCGAGUCACCGUCACCGGACCAGGCACGCACUGCAACAAUCGGUCACUAUACAGCGGCACAGGGCUCAUUGGCACGCACGGCGCGCGUCAAGUCGCGCGGCCGGCCGCCGCCCGCGUCAUCCCGUACCGUCUGCCUGUCACUGCUGAUCAAGUCGCUGCAGUGACAACACCCGCAUCACCGACAACACCGGGACCACCGACUGGCCAUGGCCGCGAGGUAACAGCGCGCGCGCCGGCCGGAUACCUCCCGUGUGGUACGCGGCGACGACGAGACGUUGGCCACACCGUGGUAUUUGAUGUUUCCGGAUCGGACGGCCCCGGCGAGGUACAAUGCUUCCGGAAAGGCAAUGCUGCGCGCAGCUAUGCCCGGUGCAGACGACGACGAUGCCGCCGAAGACCGAGUGCCUGCAGGACCGCAAGUGGUGGUGCUUCCUGCUGUCCAGCGUGUUCACGUUUCUCGCCGGGCUGCUGAUCGUGCUCCUAUGGCGGUUCUUCGCGUUCCUGUUCACGCGCAAGCAGCCCGCCGAGCUCGCGGCGCCCGGUUGCCCGAACAGCGAGCCCAAGAAGGAGCCGAAGCGGCAGGGCAAACAGGAGUUCGAGGGAACGUUCAUGACAGAGGCCAAAGACUGGGCGGGCGAACUGAUAUCCGGACAGACCACUACCGGGCGGAUAUUGGUGGUGCUUGUGUUCAUUUUAAGUAUAGCAUCUCUAAUUAUAUAUUUUAUCGACGCCUCCAACGAGGAGGUUGAACGAUGCCAAAAGUGGAGUCACAAUGUUACUCAACAAGUAGAUUUAGCGUUCAAUAUUUUUUUUAUGGUUUACUAUUUUAUAAGAUUUAUAGCCGCCAGUGAUAAGUUAUGGUUUAUGUUAGAAAUGUACUCGUUUGUAGACUACUUCACGAUUCCACCAUCGUUUCUUUCGAUAUACUUGGGUCGAACUUGGAUCGGUCUAAGGUUCCUCCGAGCUCUGCGCCUAAUGACAGUGCCUGAUAUUUUGCAAUAUUUAAACAUUCUAAAAACGUCGAGUUCAAUUCGACUUGCUCAACUCGUGUCUAUUUUUAUAUCCGUGUGGUUGACCGCCGCCGGAAUCAUCCAUCUCCUAGAAAACUCGGGAGAUCCAUUUGAGUUCCAAAACCAGCAACGACUAUCAUACUGGACUUGUGUGUACUUUUUGAUUGUCACCAUGUCCACGGUCGGAUACGGAGAUGUGUUUUGCCAGACUAUUUUGGGCAGAACUUUUCUAGUAUUUUUCCUACUCGUCGGCCUCGCGAUUUUUGCGAGUUGUAUACCCGAGAUAAUUGACCUGAUCGGAACUAGACCAAAAUACGGAGGAACCCUGAAGAAUGAACGUGGAAGGAGGCACAUCGUCGUUUGCGGACACAUUACCUACGAGUCAGUGUCGCAUUUUUUGAAAGAUUUUUUACAUGAAGACAGAGAGGACGUAGACGUGGAAGUGGUUUUCUUACACAGAAAAGAGCCAGAUUUAGAAUUGGAAGGGCUGCUCAAACGUCACUACACCACUGUCGAGUUUUUUCAGGGUACAAUGAUGAACGCAGUAGAUCUAGAGAGGGUGAAGGUCCACGAGGCUGAUGCCUGUCUGGUGUUGGCGAACAAGUACUGCCAGGACCCGGACGCCGAAGACGCUGCGAACAUAAUGAGGGUCAUUUCUAUCAAAAAUUACUCGGACGACAUAAGGGUCAUUAUACAACUCAUGCAGUAUCACAACAAAGCGUAUUUACUGAACAUUCCGUCGUGGGACUGGAAACAAGGAGACGACGUGAUCUGCUUAGCGGAGUUGAAACUUGGUUUCAUUGCGCAGAGUUGUCUAGCACCAGGCUUUUCCACAAUGAUGGCGAAUCUGUUCGCUAUGAGGUCGUUUAAAACGAGUAGAGAUGUGAUAGAGCGUUUGAUACCGUGUAUAGUUCCUGUGAAGAGUGUGGAGUUUGGUGUAUUUCAGUCUCCGGAUACGCAAGCGUGGCAGAACGACUAUCUGCAGGGCACCGGCUGCGAGAUGUAUACGGAGACCCUGUCCCCGUCAUUCACCGGCAUGACGUUUCCGCAGGCCAGCGAGUUGUGCUUCACGAAGCUGAAACUUCUGCUGUUGGCCAUAGAAAUAAAAGGCGAGGACGGACGGGACAGCAAGAUAUCAAUAAAUCCCAGAGGUUCCAAAAUACAGGCGAGCACCCAGGGGUUCUUCAUCGCUCAGUCGGCCGACGAAGUGAAAAGGGCUUGGUAUUACUGUAAGGCAUGCCACGAAGAAAUUAGAGACGAAACGCUGAUCAAGAAGUGCAAGUGCAAAAACUAUGUCGGUAUGAUUAUGAUGGAGACUGGAAUGUUGGCACAUAAUUAUAAUUUCGAGGUGGCGACAUUCCGGAAAGGCGUUCGCGCUAUACAAAUGGUCGGACGGGCAAACGAUCAUCCUCCCCCCACGGAAACUCCACCAACUCUUCCAAAGAGAGUACAUAAUAUCAGAGGUGACGUCGGGAAGGAAAAGGAAAUAACACUGUUGGGCAACAAAAAUACGCCAACGGCAAUGCCUAAUUCGAUAAUGUCAGCGGCGAAACAGGUGAACAAAGUGAAGCCAAUCAACCGUCCGGCAGACAAAGGGUCGCCCAACCAAAACUACAACCGAGCUCAACAAGAAGAAGGAAGCUACGCCGGAUAUCAACUCGCAUACGAAGUUAAAAAAUUAUUACCGACGACCAGAGGAGGAUCGGCUGGCACAAACAUAAACAGCAACGGUAUUCAAAUCGGUAUCGCCGAUGACCAGGCGAAAGACUUUGAUUUUGAAAAGACUGAAAUGAAGUACGACUCCACCGGCAUGUUCCAUUGGAGUUCGGCGAAAAGCCUCGAAGAAUGCAUCCUGGACAGGAACCAAGCCGCAAUGACCGUAUUGAACGGCCACGUCGUGGUGUGCCUGUUCGCCGAUCCGGACUCGCCGUUGAUCGGUCUAAGGAAUUUAGUUAUGCCUCUGCGGGCGUCAAAUUUCCAUUACCACGAGCUCAAGCACGUGGUGAUCGUCGGCGCCGUGGACUAUAUCCGCCGAGAGUGGAAGAUGUUACAGAAUUUACCGAAGAUUUCGGUGCUCAACGGAUCGCCACUGAGUCGAGCCGACUUGCGAGCGGUCAACGUAAAUCUGUGCGAUAUGUGUGUGAUAUUGUCGGCAAAAGUUCCUAGCAAUGACGACCCCACGUUGGCCGACAAAGAGGCCAUUUUAGCGUCGCUGAACAUCAAAGCGAUGACUUUCGACGACACCAUUGGAGUGCUCACGCAAGACGAGACCGCGGUGACCAAACAGUUCGAUCCGGACGGUCUGAAUUGCGCCGGCGGGCCAAUAGUGUUGCAGAGACGAGGGUCGGUGUACGGCGCCAACGUACCAAUGAUUACCGAACUGGUCAACGAUAGCAACGUGCAGUUUCUUGACCAAGACGACGACGAUGACCCCGACACCGAGCUGUACCUCACCCAGCCGUUUGCGUGUGGUACGGCCUUCGCCGUCAGCGUCUUGGACUCGCUCAUGUCAACGACGUAUUUCAAUCAAAACGCGUUGACGCUCAUCCGAUCGCUGAUCACCGGUGGUGCGACGCCCGAACUCGAACUCAUUUUGGCCGAAGGAGCGGGUCUCCGCGGUGGUUACAGCACCGACGAGAGCUUGGCCAACCGCGAUCGGUGCCGGGUCGGGCAGAUAUCGCUGUACGACGGGCCACUGGCGCAGUUCGGCGAGGCUGGCAAGUACGGCGACCUGUUCGUGUCCGCACUCAAGUCGUACGGGAUGCUGUGCAUUGGUCUAUACAGGUACCGAUUCAGAGACAGAAGCUCGUCUUGCGACGCGUCAUCGAAACGAUACGUCAUCACGAACCCACCGGACGAUUUCUCCCUGAUGCCCACGGACCAGGUAUUCGUGCUGAUGCAGUUCGAUCCCGGGCUCGAGUACAAACCCACGAGCCGGAACGGAGGACGUGCUAAAGACGACAACUCCUGACUAUUGCUUUGUAGCGCUCUCACAGACGGUCCGUAUUCGUACAUCUAAAUCGCAUGGGGCCGGGCUCGAUUGCGCGGCAAUCGCACACGACAAACACGAUCACCACAACCACCUCCACAAACACCUCCACGACCACGACCGCAACCACCACAACCUCCUCAACCACAACCUCCACGACCUCCGGCACCUCCGCCUCCGCCGAACGUGGCUACACUACGACGAUUUUCUUCGUGUCGUCUCUUGUGUUCAUUUUCUGUAGCAAACGCUGAUGUUUGUUCCGUUGUCGAUAAGCUCCCAUUUAUCGACAACGCGAACGACAACACGCCGACAACCACAGCCUUCUCGACUCAUCGACAUCAGAACAUGUUUGACACGCAAUCGUUCUGAUCAUCUGACCCCUACGCCAGACGUCGGUUAGGUACGCACGUGAUCGUCGAUCCAAACCACAUCCUUAUAACACAUAUCCACCCAAUCGCCGUGUUAAGAUUUCACGUACACGUCAUUUGCGCAUUCGAAUACCUAUGCCCACUCUCACACACACACAUAAAUACACAUACAAGCACAUACACAUAUAUACACACCAAAUAAUAAUAUGCACGUGCGUGUACUGGAUGGUUGAAGUUUUAUAACUUAGGGUCAAACCUACGAUGUAAAAUUUCUACGAUCUGGUAUAAGCACGUACUCUUGUGGGUGCGUGGCUGUGCGUAUUUGUACGUGUUUGUGCGUGUCUGUGCGUGUUUCGGUGUGGGUUCGGAGUGUUUCGAAAUACUACCUGCGCGUAUCGCUGGAAUGUUCAGAGAUCGCUCUGCGCGUUUUCGAAAAUGUAUUUUUUUCGUAGAGAGAGGAUACAAUCUAUGGAGAAGAUACAAUCGUCGCGGUCGUCAUCAUUUUCGAUACCCUGUCAGGUUACCGGUCUGGUCCGAUUACACAUUCGUUUCGAUUCGCGGGUUCGAUGAAUUCGCGUGUCUUGAUGACCGUCGUCGCCAGGAGUAACAAUUUUACGUCCAUUUUUUACGUACCUCAUGUCCCGAUAUGUAUACAAUUUAUUCCCACCAGAAUUUUUUUCCGUUUUACUCGAUCGUGUUGCCCACAACGUGUGCGCUGUCCCACUUUUCGAGCCUCGUCGCUGCGAUUUAGACCGAAAACGGACCACGUGUUAGCGUUACACCCGUCGGUAACUUUUUCUGUACAGCAUAAAAUCUCGUUGUUUAAUAGUUUACUUAAAUAAUUACCUACUUUAUCGUUUAUAUAAUUGUCUCGUAAUCGUAAAAUGUUAAAAUAAUAAUAAUGUGUAUAUGUAGAACACCAAAAGUAAAAGAAAUAUGUAUAACGCUCGUUGUACGCUAUAAUGUUUUAGUAUUAUCAAGAGUGUAGUUUAAAAUUAUAAUCGCCUAUGUAUUAUACAAAAAAUAUUAUGAGAAAAAAACCUUAGGAGAGCCAAUUAAAAAAAAAAUAUUUAAGAAAAAAAGAAAAACUAAAAAAAAAAAAUUAUAUUGGAAUAUGUUGUACCCUAAUAUACAGUAUUGUUCAUUAGAAAAUUCUUUAUAUUUAUAAAAAACAAAAUUGUCAUUUGUUUUUUUUUUUAUAAUUGUAAAUAUCAAAUGUAAAGUGGUUAAAAAAAAAUUUUAGCGUGUAAGUUGAAUAACUGUACAUUAUUGAUUUCAAACAUUAUUUUAUACACUGCGUUACCGAAUUUAUAAUUGUAUUUCAAU